Messenger RNA from Seriola dumerili (greater amberjack), 4038 nucleotides. It is a transcript of the gene slc24a4b, whose product is annotated as solute carrier family 24 member 4. The coding region runs from base 62 to 1843 and encodes 593 amino acids. Gene Ontology annotation, biological process: calcium ion transmembrane transport; intracellular calcium ion homeostasis. NCBI's taxonomy places the organism in Eukaryota, Metazoa, Chordata, Actinopteri, Carangiformes, Carangidae. The transcript has 17 exons. The record is from RefSeq and is a predicted model, not a curated record. Gene Ontology annotation, molecular function: calcium channel activity; calcium, potassium:sodium antiporter activity. Gene Ontology annotation, cellular component: membrane.
GCAAAAAAAAAAAAAGAAAAAAAAAAAAGGGGGAAAGUGGCCGCCGGUCGAGCAGCGAAGCAUGGAGCGGGACGACACCGACACCGUGAGCGCGUCUAAAAAGACAAUAAUUGCGAAGAUAUUCAAAGUUCGCAAGAGGAGGGAGAUGCUUUUCGUUCAGGUGUGCUUUAUCUGCAGUGUCCUCUUCGUGGCGUGGAGCAUGUCGGCGCUGUUGACCAAGACAGGCCAUGGGAUGUUAGUGGAGGGACAUCCGAACCAGGAACACUGGGGAAGACGGCUAAUGGCUUCAGCACCAGACAACGAAACGGAGCCGAAGAACUGUUCAGAGCCAGCAAUACACGAGUUCCCCGAUGACCUUUUCACCAACAAGGAACGAAAAAGUGGGGCCAUUCUGCUGCACAUUGUGGCGACGCUCUACAUGUUUCUGGCCCUCGCCAUAACCUGCGACGAGUACUUUGUGACAUCGCUGGAGAAACUCUGUGAGAAACUAGAUCUGAGCGAAGAUGUUGCUGGAGCCACCUUCAUGGCAGCUGGCAGUUCUGCCCCAGAGCUUUUUGCAUCUGUCAUUGGUGUUUUCAUCACCCACGGUGAUGUGGGGGUGGGGACCAUCGUUGGCUCAGCAGUCUUCAACAUCCUUUGCAUCAUUGGUGUCUGCGGGAUCUUCGCUGGACAGGUGGUGAUACUGACCUGGUGGGCUGUUUUCAGGGAUUCCUUCUACUACAUCCUGUCUGUUUUGGCUUUGAUUGCAUUCAUCUACGAUGAGAAAAUAGUUUGGUGGGAGAGUUUGGUGCUGGUGCUCAUGUACGCAGGAUACAUCCUCGUCAUGAAAUUCAACUCCAGCAUGCAGAAAUUUUUCAUGGGGAAGUCGAAGAAGAACGUGGCCAAUGGUAACGCUGCGGCAAGCAGUGAGAUGGAGGACGUCAAGCCCAGCAAGGCUUACAGCCGUGGCUCAGUGGUGAUGGUGGACGAGAUCAUCAACGCCAGCCCUACAAAGUUCAGGUUUCCAGAGGCUGGCCUCCGUGUCAUGGUCACCAGCCAUUUUGGACCCAAGACCCGUCUGCGCAUGGCCAGUCGCCUCAUCAUUACAGAGCGCCAGAAGUUGGUCCAAGCUGCCAAUGGCGUGGAGACACAAGUGAUUGACGGGAAGGUUGAAAUCGAGAACGGGAACGUGCCAGAGGACAAACCCACCGAGGCGGAGGAAAAUGAAACCAUCUCACCGUUUCACAUUCCAAGAGGUAUUGGCAGCAAGUUCAAGUGGCUGAUCUCGUGGCCUCUGCUCCUGUUGCUGUUCUUCACCGUCCCCAACUGUGCCAAGCCUCGCUGGGAGAAAUUCUUCAUGGUUUCCUUCAUCCUGUCCACUGUCUGGAUUGCUGUCUUCUCCUACUUGAUGGUCUGGAUGGUCACUAUAAUUGGCUACACUCUGGGAAUCCCUGAUGUCAUCAUGGGCAUCACUUUCCUGGCAGCAGGCACCAGUGUCCCAGACUGCAUAGCCAGUCUCAUCGUGGCUCGGCAAGGUCUGGGAGACAUGGCGGUGUCCAACACAAUCGGCAGCAACGUGUUUGAUAUUCUGGUGGGACUGGGGGUUCCCUGGGCGAUACAGACCAUGUGUGUAAGCUAUGGAUCAGAGGUGAUGAUUAACAGUCGGGGGCUGGUGUACUCAGUGGUGCUUCUGCUGGGCUCUGUGGCCCUCACGGUUCUGGGGAUCCACCUGAAUAAGUGGAGGCUGGACAUGAAGCUGGGCAUCUAUGUCCUGGUCCUGUAUGCUGUCUUCCUCUGCUUCUCCAUCAUGAUCGAGUACAACGUCUUCACCUUCGUCAACCUGCCCAUGUGCAUGGAGGAGUAGAGCACAGCAGCAUGUCUCAGAUACCAAAACCUCAGUGCUCCCAUAGCAACUCCAAAAUAUCUUUUUUUCAGUAAUACUGGACCUAACUGCAGACUUUUUUUUUUUUUUCCUCCCCUGCACUCUCCCCUGUAAGCUUUUCAGUCCCAAUUAUGAAUCUUAUUUCCUCAAGAGGCAGUACACUGUAAUGGUGGACUCCAUUCUAUGUCUCUGAUUUGUCCUCUUGUCACACAGUGCCGGUCCUGAAUGCCCAUUAUUUUGGGCUUUGCCUGUUACUGCAGUAAAGUCUUUAGUUCCUCUGUGCACCUGUUAACUUUCUACCCAUCUAGCAUGCCUUUAGAUGUCGGGGACCUCCAGAGUCAUAAGUGCCCCUGUGGAUUGUUGGUGUGUGUUUUCAUUGUUCACAUUGUAGAUUUCCACACACCAUUUUCAAAGUCUUUCCACAAACCAAACCAGAGUCUGUGAAGAGAAAAAAAACAAUCCUACCACAAAUGCCGAUUCCAACCAAAACCCCUGUGUAGAGACUAGUCUCCUUAAAGUAAUUCCUAAAAGAUUUACCAAGUUACCCCAGCACUAAAGAAAAAAGUACACUCCUUUUUCCCUCUUGACCCCCUGGAGGAGGGCCUUGUCCUUGGCAGCUCCCCUCCUCCAGCCUGGACCUGACUCCCCUGGCAUGGCCUCUGGCAUCAGGGAGCAGAUACUGUUAGCGCUUCACUUCACACACCCUGCGCAACUCUUCCCAACCCUCAUCUGCUUGAUCAAAUCUGCUUUCUUUUCUUAAAAAAAAGACAUUCAGGACACUUUGUGUCAAAAUAAUUCACAGUCCAGAUCAGUUGACUGUGAGGGUGUUAUGCAUAUGCAGCACUGCACAAUGUAAACUUGUAAACACUUUUUUUGUUGUUGUUUUUUGUAUUUAUUUUUUCAAAACAAGGUUUUAUCUAGUAUGAAAUGUGGAGGAGAGCUUGUUGCAAAUAUAGGACAUGCCUGUUUUUCACUGAAACAAAUUGCACAUGGAAAUGCUUUUCUUGCUUUGUGCUGUAAGGAGAUUUGACCACUCAGAGGGGUAUUCAGGCUGGUGGUGGCGACUCCACUCCAGCAUUAUUGUCAUUCAGUGAUGGGUCGUUUCACUUUUCCCUCUGCACAACUUCAGAAAAAAACUGUCUCCAGAUAUGUGGGAUGCAUCUGAUUUUUGUCAUCAUCUGGUGAUUUGUUCUCAUCUUGAGACAGCAGCAGCAUGGAGGUAGUUGUUAUAAAAAAAAAAUGCAAAGAAACCAGGCAGUUCUCAAGACUGACUCUGCUAUAACACCCGUUGGCCAGUAGGGGGUACUGCAGCCCCUCUACCCAGGGCAAGGGUGCCAACCACAGCUGUCGGUUAUCAGGGAAACUCAGAAAAGGACAACUCCAAGAGGUGGCGAUGGUGAUGGUCUCUUGAUUUUGAGUUACAUGUAGAUAUUGCACUUUAACAGCCAUCCUCUCAUUCUGAAUCAACUAGUGCUUCCUUCUGUGCGUGUGUAUUUUCAGUGUAUAUGUGACUGUGUGUGUGUGCAAGAGAACAUUGUAUGUGUGUGUGUGUGUGCGCGUGUGUGUGUGUGCGUGCGCGUGCUCAGUACGGGCCCACGCUACGUUUUCUCACACCAGGCUCUUGACUCUCAGACUGGAACUUCGUUAACACCAUGAGCACACCCGCCUCUGUCUGCAGUGCAUGCUGGGACAUUAAACGCAGCUCCUCCACAGCACAGCAAAAGGCUGAGGGCUUCUGGGCGUAUCCAUGGAAACCGCCCCGACCCAUUUUACAAAAAUCGGCAGCUACGAGCUACACUGCAAUCCAGACAUUUUGACAUCAUGCAAAAAUGCCUGUGAAGAGUCCACAAGUGAGGUGCAGAGACUAAAAACUGAAAAGCGUGCGGGGAGCGUUUUAAGUGUUGAAAAUAUUCCUCUGCCACACUGCUGGCAGCAGGCUCUUGUAUAUGCAAUCUCAAUGUAAAGAAUUUAUGUGACAGAAGGCCCCCUGCCAGGUUGCCAUAUAAAGACGGGGGAUCCCCUGCGGAGAUGUAACGUCGGUUUGUCUCGUAGUACUUGAUGUGUGAGCUCACAGGUGUGUGUGUGUUUGACAGCUGAGGAACUAAGCCAAUGGCACGGACGCUUCUCUAACAGUGGGAUUGUGGAAAGUCUGAUUUUUUUUUUUUUUUUUUUUUUUU